AUGAGGAACUUCAUUGCCCUCGCUGCCUUUGCUGCCGGCACCAACGCCCUCGUUGGCCGUACCGAUAGUUGCUGCUUCCACCUCACCUCUUCUGGCGGUGCUGCCGGUAAACUUGGCCAGCUGGGUGAUGGCCAGAACCGCAUUGGCGACAAUACUCUGCAGCCCGCACAGUACUGCAUCGAUUCCAACGGCGCUAUCACUGACUCUAGUGGGCGUGGAUGUAUCCUCACCCCUCCCACCACGCAACUGCAGUGUGACGAUGGUGUGUCUGCUACACCCGGUUUCUCUGUCAACUCACAGGGUAAACUUGAGUACCACGGCAGCCCCGACUUCGUUGCCUGUGCCACCGGCCAAAAUGGUGGACUGAAUGUCUAUACUACCCCUAACAAGCUGGAUGUCACUGGCUGCGUGAACAUACAGAUGUCUGCCGACACUUGCUCGAACUCAGGCGCUGGUGGUGGCAAUGGCGCCCCUUCUGCUGGUGCACCCCAUCCAUCUAGCGUGCCGCCUGCCCCAGCUCCUCAGUCCAGCCCUACUGGUGCUGGCCCUGGCCCUGGCCCUGGUGCUGGCGGACCCGGUCCUGUUGCCCCUGGAGCCGGUGGCCCUGGCGCUGGUGGCCCUGGAGCUGGUGGGCCCGGUGCUGGAGGUGGAGCUGGCGGACCUGGAGCCGGUGGCCCUGGCGCUGGUGGCCCUGGAGCUGGUGGACCUGGAGCUGGCGGCCCUGGAGCUGGUGGGCCCGGUGCUGGUGGGCCCGGUGCUGGAGGUGGAGCUGGCGGACCUGGAGCUGGAGGACCCGGUCCUGUUGCCCCUGGUCCCGCUGGCCCUGGAGCUGGUGGGCCCGGUGCUGGAGGUGGAGCUGGCGGACCUGGAGCUGGUGGCCCUGGAGCUGGCGGCCCUGGUGCUGGAGGACCCGGUCCUGUUGCCCCUGGCCCCGCUGGCCCUGGAGCUGGUGGGCCCGGUGCUGGAGGUGGAGCUGGCGGACCUGGUGCUGGAGGUGGUCCUGGUCCUGCCCCCGGCCCCGCAACCGGCACUAAAACUGUCACUAUCACUGUCACUGACUGUAGCUGCCCUACUUCAGGUGUCCCUGGUGGCCCCGGGGCCCCUGGUCCUGCCCCUGGUCCUGCCCCUGGCGGCGGCGGGGUUGUUGGAGGCGGUGGUGGUGGGCCGCAGCCCUCUCCUAGCGUGCCUGCUCCAUCUGGCGGUGCUGGUGUCAAGCCUCUUGGUCCACAGCCUGUCCCCGGCGGCGGAGGCGGCGGCGCUCCUCAGCCUGGUGCCUCACCUAGUGCACCUGCUCCCGGCGGCGGCGGUGGUGGUGCUUCCCAACCCGGUGCCUCUCCUAGUGCGCCUGCUCCAUCUGGUGGUGCUGGCACCAAGCCUUCUGGUACACAGCCUGCCCCAGGCGGUGGCGGUGGUACACCCCCGAGUGCACAUACUCCCGGUGGCGGAGGCGGCGGUGCUACGCAGCCCGGUGCCUCUCCUAGUGUGUCCGCUCCAGGAGGCGGCGGUGCCACGCAGCCUGGUGCCUCAGGUAGUGUUCCCGCUACUGGCGGCGGCGGUGGUGGCAUCUCCAUUAGUGUGCCUCCUAUCUCCCUCAGUGGUGGCCCCCGCCCAACCAGCUCUGCCAGCGCAUCCGUCCCAGCUAGCUCUGCGACUUCCAAGCCCCCAGCCACUGGUACAUCUGGCGGUUCUUGUCCCACUGACCUCUCGGGUAACUACGAAAUUCCUCACCUUAUCAUCCCGGUCGAUUCUUCCUCGCCUAGCACUACCGCGGGAACUGGGUUUAACGGUACCGUGAGCUCGACUACCUCGACCUUAUUCAACUUCGACAUCCCGGCCGCGGACGCUGGCAAGACCUGCAGCCUGAUCUUCCUCUUCCCUAAACUUGAGGAUCUCGAGACCUCGUCUUAUAGCUUCAGCGGUGAUGGAAAGAUUGACUUUGCUAAGCUUUCUUCCACUGCUGAUUCUUCGACAAACUUCGGCAACAUGCCCUCGGUGUCCCAGGACCUCGGAACUAUCACUGUCGCCCCCGGUAACUCAUACCUUGUCUCUACAUUCUCUUGCCCGGCUGGCCAGGCUGUCGCCUACGAGAUGAAGAAUGCUGGCACCACCCACUUCAACUUCUUCGAAGACUGGAACCCAUCCCCGCUUGGUCUGUACAUCACCACUUGCUAA
Penicillium coprophilum is the source of this 2172-nucleotide messenger RNA. Its product is annotated as putative GPI anchored cell wall protein. The transcript has 3 exons. The record is from RefSeq and is a predicted model, not a curated record. NCBI's taxonomy places the organism in Eukaryota, Fungi, Ascomycota, Eurotiomycetes, Eurotiales, Aspergillaceae. The coding region runs from base 1 to 2172 and encodes 723 amino acids.